Molecule: messenger RNA, 504 nt
Organism: Mytilus trossulus (common blue mussel)
Lineage: Eukaryota; Metazoa; Mollusca; Bivalvia; Mytilida; Mytilidae
Exons: 1
Coding region: 1-504 (167 amino acids)
Source: RefSeq, a predicted model, not a curated record
AUGUCUACCAGUCUAUGUAUCCAACAGUCUGUGUACGAGUCCACCAGUAUGUCUAAAUGUCUACCAGUCUAUGUAUCCAACAGUCUGUGUACGAGAUCACCAGUAUGUCUACAUGUCCACCAGUCUAUAUAUCAAAUAGUAUGUGUACGAGUCCACCAGUAUGUCUACAUGUCUUCCAGUCUAUGUAUCCACCAGUCUGUGUACGAGAUCACCAGUAUGUCUACAUGUCCACCAGUCUAUAUAUCAAAUAGUAUGUGUACGAGUCCACCAGUAUGUCUACAUGUCUACCAGUCUAUGUAUCCACCAGUCUGUGUACGAGAUCACCAGUAUGUCUACAUGUCUACCAGUCUAUGUAUCCAACAGUCUGUGUACGAGAUCACCAGUAUGUCUACAUGUCUACCAGUCUAUGUAUCCACCAGUCUGUGUACGAGAUCACCAGUAUGUCUAAAUGUCUACCAGUCUAUGUAUCCAACAGUCUGUGUACGAGAUCACCAGUAUGUCUAA